Messenger RNA from Schizophyllum commune H4-8, 1152 nucleotides. RefSeq lists its product as uncharacterized. Lineage: Eukaryota; Fungi; Basidiomycota; Agaricomycetes; Agaricales; Schizophyllaceae. The transcript has 4 exons. The record is from RefSeq and is a predicted model, not a curated record. Bases 248 to 853 code for a protein of 201 amino acids.
UUCAUGUUGACCUGUAAUUCAAAGCACUCGAAGGCGUUCCCAUGCCCAUCCCUCAAUGAAGGCUCCCGAAGUGCUCAACCGUGACAUAUCUUUCCAGGGUCACAGACUUGGCAGCGACCCGGAAGCCUGGGCCGGACGACCGCAGUGGAAUGACGUCGCUAUGCGCGGUUGCCUGCGCGCCACCGCAGCGAACCCCUUUGCAUCUCACCACCCACAAACCCGCUAUUGACUACCGUGAUACCUCACCAUGUCAGUGCUAUCUUCUGCCUACCGCCGCCUUUCCCAGGAGAGGCCCAAGGAGAACAAAACGCCGAAAGAGAACGGAACGCCAAAGGAGAACGGCAGCGCGUCACCGCCAGAAGCGACGCGCCUCGGCAUCGCGAACGUCGCGAACAUCUUCGUGCGCAUGAAGCGGGUGCGCGCGAAGGCCGCAAUUACGGCGGGGACGAGCACGCCCUGCGGGACGCUCUGUAAGAGCGGGGAGCAGCCUUUGUCCCAUCCGGGGUUGGUGGAGGCGAUGGUGACCCCGAGGCGCGAGCCGCUGGACACGCGGCAGACGUAUGUGUGCAGUGGGGGUGUAAAUACGCCCGUCCUGCUGCGUGCGGCGCGGUGCAAACUGCUAGACGAUGUCAGGGAGCUGGGGGCGAACGCCCUGGUAGACGAAAAGUGGUCUGUUGACGUCCACGAGCCCAAGACGAAAUCACAAGGAACGUACAAAGUCCACGUUACUUACCACGCCGACGCCGUUCGUUCGAAUGCGCACGAUCCUGGCAGGCCCGUCGCUCUCGAGAAGGCGAAGAGCAUUCCUGGCCUCAUGACUAUCGUCCGGCGCGAGUCUGCCUUGCCGUGUUAGGUCGGCUAUCCAGCAUCUACCCAUGAGGUUCGUCGUCCGUCUACAUGCGCGUAUCAGAAAUGUGGAUUCACGUAUGUAGACGUAUUGUCGCACUGCAUACCCACCAUCCUCAUGAUUCAUUGCCCUCGCAUCACUAGUAGACUAUCGCAUUUCCAUUAUUUCUUGGUGCGCAGACCAGCACUUCGUACGCUGGCGUAGAUAUAAAGGGACUUUCGACACCUGUACAUACUUCUCAUAGGAUUUACAUGUCCUACAAAACCUUGGCCGCCAGAAUUCCAAUUUCCAGCUGUUCUUCCAAA